AUGGGGGUUGAGGAUGCUGAUGCAUCCGAGAAAAGUGUAAAUGAAGAAAAUGGGGUAGUAUCAGAGGCAGACCAACCUCAGAACAAGCACAGCCGGCACAAAAAAAAGAAACACAAACACCGAAGUAAACACAAGAAACAUAAACAUUCUUCAGAAGAAGAUAAGGACAAAAAACAUAAACACAGACACAAACAUAAGAAACAUAAACGGAAAGAGGUAGCUGAUGCCUCUGACAAGGAAGAUGGACCAGCUAAAAGAACUAAAAUUGAUUUUUUAGCUCCUCUGGAAGACUUAGAGAAACAAAGAGCAUUACUGAAAGCUGAACUUGAAAAUGAAUUAAUGGAAGGAAAAGUCCAGUCUGGGAUGGGAUUAAUAUUACAAGGUUAUGAGUCAGGAUCUGAAGAAGAGGGGGAGAUUAAUGAAAAAGUACGAAAUGGAACAAAAGCUACAGCUAAGUCAAACACUAAGGGGAAACUAGAACCUGUGGACAAUAAAACUAGUUCCAAGAAAGGAAGUAAGAGUGAAUCAAAAGAAAGGACUAGGCACAGAUCUGACAAAAAGAAAGGCAAGGUAGGAGUUGAUGGAAUCAAGGAGAAGACAACUAGAAGCAAGUCGAAAGAGAGGAGGAAAUCCAAAAGCCCUUACAAGAGAAGUAAAUCUCAAGAUCAGACAAGAAAAUCCAGGUCUCCAAUGCUCAGAAGGCGAUCUCAGGAGAAAAACAGAAAAUCUAAAUCUCCCCCAGAGGACAGAAAUAAGGCUGAUGAUAAAAGUAAGUCAAGAGACCGCAGAAAGUCUCCAGUUGUAAAUGAAAACAAAAGCAGAGAUCGUGGCAGAAAAUCUAAAUCUCCAGCAGAACUAAGAAGCAAAUCCAAAGAUAGAAGAUCACGGUCCAAAGAUAGAAAACCUAGGAGAUCAGAGACUGACAAAGAAAAAAAGCCAAUUAAAUCUCCUUCUAAAGAUGCUUCUUCAGGGAACGAGAACAGGUCCCCUAGACGACCUGGACGUAGCCCAAAAGGAAGAAGCUUAUCUCCCAAACAACGUGAGAAGUCAAGAAGAAGCAGAUCCCCUCUCUUUAAUGAUCGUAGAUCUAAACAGAGUAAAUCACCCUCUCGAACCCGGUCUCCAGUUAGAAGAGUGAGGAGUAGGUCUGCAGAAAGGAAAAGAAGAGAAUCAGAAAGGCGGCGUCUUUCUUCUCCCAGAACACGGACCAGAGAUGAUAUUUUGUCUAGACGUGAGAGAUCAAAAGAUGUUAGCCCACCCAGUAGAUGGUCUCCAUCCAGAAGAAGGUCCCGAACCCCCAUUAGAAGGAGGUCUCGUUCACCACUUCGGCGUAGCCGAUCUCCAAGAAGGCGGAGCAGGUCUCCUCGGAGGAGGGAUAGAGGCCGAAGAAGUAGAUCUCGCCUUCGAAGGAGGUCCAGGUCACGUGGUGGCCAUAGACGUAGGAGCAGAAGCAAAGUUAAAGAAGAUAAAUUUAAAGGUAGUCUUUCAGAGGGUAUGAAAGCUGAACAGGAGUCUUCAUCGGAUGAAAAUCUUGAAGACUUUGAUUUGGAAGAAGAGGAUGAAGAAGCAGAGAUAAGACAAAGAAGGUUACAGCGGCAAGCAAUUGUUCAGAAAUACAAAGGUCAGACAGAAGACAGCAAUAUAUCUGUACCAUCUGAACCAAGCAGUCCUCAAAGUAGUACUCGAAGUCGCUCAAAUUCGCCAGAUGAUAUCCUAGAAAGAGUAGCUGCUGAUGUUAAGGAGUAUGAACGGGAAAAUGUGGAUACAUUUGAGGCAUCAGUAAAAGCCAAGCACAACCUCAUGACAGUUGAACAGAACAAUGGUUCAGCUCAGAAGAAGCUGCUAGCUCCUGAUAUGUUCACAGAAUCAGAUGAUAUGUUCGCUGCAUACUUUGAUAGUGCUCGUCUAAGGGCUGCUGGGUUUGGAAAAGACUUCAAAGAAAACCCCAAUCUCAGGGAUAACUGGACUGAUGCCGAAGGCUAUUACCGUGUUAAUAUAGGUGAAGUUCUAGAUAAACGUUACAAUGUCUAUGGUUACACUGGUCAGGGAGUCUUCAGUAACGUAGUGCGAGCCAGGGACAUGGCAAGAGCCAACCAAGAAGUAGCAGUUAAAAUCAUCAGGAACAAUGAACUUAUGCAAAAAACUGGCCUAAAAGAACUGGAAUUUUUGAAGAAGCUCAAUGAUGCAGAUCCUGAUGAUAAAUUUCACUGUCUACGGUUGUUCAGGCAUUUCUACCACAAACAACAUCUCUGUCUGGUGUUUGAGCCACUCAGUAUGAAUUUACGAGAGGUGUUGAAAAAGUAUGGGAAAGAUGUUGGACUCCAUAUUAAAGCUGUGCGUUCCUACAGCCAGCAGUUGUUCCUGGCUUUGAAACUUCUUAAAAGAUGCAAUAUCCUACAUGCAGACAUUAAACCAGACAAUAUUUUGGUGAAUGAGUCCAAAACAAUAUUAAAACUUUGCGAUUUUGGAUCAGCUUCACAUGUUGCAGAUAAUGACAUCACACCCUAUCUAGUUAGUAGAUUUUAUCGAGCUCCAGAAAUCAUUAUAGGAAAAAUCUAUGACUAUGGUAUAGAUAUGUGGUCUGUAGGCUGCACAUUAUAUGAACUUUAUACAGGAAAAAUACUCUUUCCUGGCAAAACCAAUAACCAUAUGUUGAAACUAGCCAUGGAUCUCAAAGGAAAGAUGCCAAACAAGAUGAUUCGAAAAGGUGUGUUCAAAGACCAACACUUUGAUCAAAAUCUCAACUUUAUGUAUAUAGAAGUAGAUAAAGUGACAGAAAGGGAGAAAGUUACUGUUAUGAGCACCAUUAAUCCAACCAAGGACCUGUUAGCAGAUUUGAUUGGGUGCCAACGACUCCCUGAAGACCAGCGUAAAAAAGUACACCAGCUAAAGGACUUGUUGGACCAGAUUCUAAUGUUAGAUCCAGCUAAACGGAUUAGCAUCAACCAGGCUCUGCAGCAUGCCUUCAUCCAGGAAAAAAUCUAAACCAGAUGAAGAAGUUCAAAGGGUUUGAGUAAUUAAGAUACAAAGACUGAAGAAAUUUCACAGGAGUUAUUAAUGUAUAUAAACAUAAAUAUUUCCCCUGCAAAGUUGAGGAAGAAAUGAUACAUUUGAAUUAACAACAAGGCUGAUAUUUCUUUUAGAAAUGUUAGAGUAAUUCUGUUUUGUGUCUUACGUGAAAAUUUUCACUGUAGAACUGUUUUAAUUGCCAAGACUGCACAGAAGUACAAUGCUAAUGUAUAUGGUUGCAGUUCGUAUAUAUUAUAAAAAGAAAAAAAGCAUCUGUUAUAAAAAAAAAGAAAGGAAAAAAAAAAAGCAGUAA
Chaetura pelagica (chimney swift) is the source of this 3322-nucleotide messenger RNA. It is a transcript of the gene PRP4K, whose product is annotated as pre-mRNA processing factor 4B. Bases 1 to 2985 code for a protein of 994 amino acids. The record is from RefSeq and is a predicted model, not a curated record. Gene Ontology annotation, molecular function: ATP binding; protein serine/threonine kinase activity. Gene Ontology annotation, biological process: peptidyl-serine phosphorylation; peptidyl-threonine phosphorylation; mRNA cis splicing, via spliceosome. The transcript is spliced from 15 exons. NCBI's taxonomy places the organism in Eukaryota, Metazoa, Chordata, Aves, Apodiformes, Apodidae.